AUGGCGCCGAUUUGUCAUCUCCCUCUAGAGAUUACCGGCUAUAUAGUUGAGCGUCUUUCGUCCAAGGAUUUAUUGUGCCUACGUCAAACGUGCCGCACGCUCCAUAAUGCGACGCUUCACACAUUUUCCCAGAAGCACUUCCGCACGCGCCGCGUGAUGCUUGAGCGCCGAAGCUUGGAAGCACUAGCUAAUAUUGCCGAGCAUCUUAUUCUCGGCCCAUGUAUUGAAGAACUGGAAAUAUGCACCAAUCACCUCUUGCCUCUUGAUGAGCUGCGUAUUAUUAAACCGCCCUCACGGCCCAUUAGAGAGGUUAUUUCCAAGAGAGACCACUGGGAAAGUGGCCAAGAUGAAGAGACCGACGGAGAAAUGGAGGAAGAGGAUGAAGGAGAAAACACAAGCGGUGAAGAAGCCGACAGUGAUGAUGAUGACCACUGCCCUCACUUGCGCCGGCUGAAUGAGACAGCUUAUUGCAAGGCGUUCAAUGACCAGGAGGAACUCAUUGAGCGGGGAGGCGACAUCGAGUACCUCACGCGCGCCAUGAAGGGCCUUGUUAAUUGCCAGUACAUAAGGAUCACAGACGACAAUCGAGUCUGGGGCCUGCGACGUUUGUGGAAAGAAAUUGGCAUACUGCCGCAAAGGUGUCUUACCUUUAAGGCGCCAAAGAGUGUUGAGCUGGUCCGCCGAAUGCUGUAUGCUUUUUUCACUGCGGUUGCCGAAAGCAACGCCUCCAUCGAGUGUUUAGAGGUCGGUUCUGGCUGUCUUGUUAAUAAUGCCAACCGUAUGAGCCCCGACAUGCUUGCUAAGCCUUCAUCUGCCCUUCUGGAUAGCUUUCGGCUCAAUACCUUGACUACCCUAUAUCUAAGACUCGAUCGAAAGUCUCCCGAGCACAAUGCUACCUCUAUUCACUGGACAUACGAUCUUAUUCAAUUUGUCAACAGAUUUCCGGAGCUCUCUGAACUUGGCCUUGAGUUUGAAUAUCGUGAUGAAGACAGGGAUAGCUAUGACGACACUCCGGUACAACUGUCACCAGACUUCCAAUAUGGGGACCACGUUACCUAUACCCGCUUCCCAAAGCUUUCUCGAUUGCUCUACAUUCCAAAAUUAGAGAUAGUCCGGCUAGGAAUGUUUGACUGCACAAGCAUGGACCUUGCCUUUUUUCUCCUUCGUCACCAGAGGACUCUUAGGGACAUUCACCUUGAGGGAAUCAAUUUUGUUGAUGCCAAGGGUGAGCUUGGGGGUUGGCCUUGGCUUGUUGAGGUAAUCCGAGAUUCUUUCCAAAUUACAUCUUUCGUAAUAGAGCGCUGCUGGGAUGAAAACCUUGGAGACAUACUCAACCGGGAGGCUAAGCAUCUGUAUCAAGAUCCGGAGAAUCGUGUUUUAGAAGCGAUUGAUUCCGAAGGCCUUGAUAAAAUAAUAAAGCUUUUACAAAGGCGAAUUAGAUAG
Molecule: messenger RNA, 1443 nt
Organism: Trichoderma atroviride IMI 206040
Lineage: Eukaryota; Fungi; Ascomycota; Sordariomycetes; Hypocreales; Hypocreaceae
Molecular function (GO): protein binding
Source: RefSeq, a predicted model, not a curated record